ACCCCGAAAACGCACUCCUCAUUGUCUAACUCUCAAGCUGAGUGAAGGGGUAUUUUCAGAGAACGAUUAUAGAUUGUGACUUCCUUUUCAACUAACAUACAGGGAGUCUUUUUUAGAACAGCAGCUCUCAUCAAAAUAAGUCUCUACUCUCUCUUCUCUACUCUCUCUCUCUCCUCUGUGUGUUUUGGUGAGUCUAGCUAGCUACCAGUCAGUCACAGAGAGAUAGGGAGGACGUACAGCCAGAGGAAACAGACACACAACACCUAACAGAGAUGUCUGGUGGUCCCCUCUCCUGCUUCUCCAAACAGGGAAUACUCCUAAUCUCUAUCCUCCACUAUGGUGUGGGUAUUUCUAGGUUGUUCAACAAAGGAGUGGGGGACUCAGUGGAGCUGCCCUCAGGCUUAGAAAGGAAAGAUUUAAUGUCAAUGGAGUGGAAGUAUAACAAAAUGGUCAUUGCAGAAUUUGAAGAUAACUUUACCUUACCAAGAUCCCAGUUUGAGGGGAGACUAGAGAUGAACGAAAAUAACUUCAGUUUAACAAUCAGAGAACUGACACUGCAAGACUCAGGGGAAUUUCUAGUUUCUGCCGCGUCAAACGAAGGAAAACAGACUCCAACCAUGACCAUCCAUCUUCAGAUCCAUGAGCCUAUAUCCAAGGUGGCGAUCCAGAAGAAGAUGAAACUAUUGGCCAACCAGUCCUGUUCAGUGUGGCUGCUGUGCAACGUGUCUGUCUGCUCCAACCUCUCCUACACCUGGGAGAGAGGGAAUGAGACGUACAGGGACGACCAGCAGAUACACUUCUCUCUGUCACCAGCAGAUGGAGACAUCAGUGUAACCUGCAACGCCUCCAACUCAGUCAGUUGGAAAUCUGCAUCUACAACAGUAAAGUGUAGUAAUGACACAACAACCCCAGAGGAUGAUACAUUGCUGGCCUGGUAUUGGAACUACAUCGGGGUACCAGUAGGUGGCGCUGUGGUGCUGAUCCUCACUGUAGCUGUGGCAGUGUAUUACUGCAGGGGCCGCUGUAACACAGAUCUAACUGACAACACAAGAAUGAAAGAUACAAGAUCAAACAGUCAGGCAAUGUCCAUCUAUGAGACCGUAGGUGAUCUGGCUGUCCCAAGACUGAACACGCCGCAGACUCUGUAUGACAAGAUCACAUUUGGACGCCAGCCAGAAGCCCCUUCUUCUUCCAACCAGGAAGUACUGUGAGCUGAACAGGAUGUGGUCAUAAGCUGGGCUUCUAUAGAUAUAGACCCCUCUGCAUCCUCAGCAUCCUUCAUGUGUACCUUCUGUACAUAGAUGUUACUGUUUCAUUUCAUCACGACCUGCACAUUUCUGUUUUGUUUUGCUUACUUUUUCAGAACUACAAUCUUCGUCUGUUCAUGAU
This is a messenger RNA of Coregonus clupeaformis (lake whitefish), 1389 nucleotides long. RefSeq names its product SLAM family member 8-like. Lineage: Eukaryota; Metazoa; Chordata; Actinopteri; Salmoniformes; Salmonidae. The coding region runs from base 273 to 1211 and encodes 312 amino acids. The record is from RefSeq and is a predicted model, not a curated record. The transcript has 7 exons.